UCACUCUCAAGUCAAGAAAGGCACUGGUCUCUCAUCCUCGACUGACCUCCUCCCUUCAUUCGCUCCUCAUCUUUCCUUUUCAACCCCAUCACUUUCGUUGCUGAAAGGCCUGAGAUCGCCUAUUAUGCAUUUCAAGAACGUUCUGGUCAGCCUUGUGGCUCUGGCUGUCUCGGUCAAGGCCAUCCCUGAUGUCGACACCGACUUCAGCCUCGAGGCCCGCGACGAUGCUGCUCCCAUCGAGGCUCGUGAUGAGUCCGAGUUCCUCGCUGAGCGCAACUACUACCCUCCCCCAUCCUGCAAAGACAACGAGUACUACAACUCGAAGUGGAAGAAGUGUGUCUGCAAGGAUGGCUACGAGGAGAAGUAUGGCAAAUGUGUCAAGAAGACUCCCACUUGCAAGGAGAACCAGUACUACAACUGGAACUGGAAGAAGUGCGUCUGCAAGGACGGCUAUGAAGAGAAGUACGGCAAGUGUGUCAAGAAGACACCUACCUGCAAGGACAACGAGGUCUACAACUGGCACUCCAAGAAGUGUGAGUGCAAGGACGGUUACGAGGCCAAGUACGGCAAGUGUGUUCCCAAGUGCAAGUGGGGACAAUACUACGAUCAGCAUGCUGGCAAGUGUGUUUGCCCUAAGGGAACCUCUGAGAAGUACGGCAAGUGUGUGAAGAACUGCCCCGAGGGACAGUACUACAACAAGCACUCCGACAAGUGUGAAUGCCCUUCAGGUACCUCUUGGAAGUACGGAAAGUGCAUCAAGAACUGCCCCAAGGGACAAACCUACAACCAGUGGUCUCACAAGUGCGAAUGCAACAAGGGUACUGAGUGGAAGUACGGAAAGUGUGUCCCCAAGUGCUACAACGGUCAGUACUAUGACAACCACGCCGGCAAGUGUGUCUGCCCCAAGGGUGAGACCUUCGCCUACGGAAAGUGCAUCAAGACUUGCCCCAAGGGACAAACCUACAACCAGUGGUCGCACAAGUGCGAAUGCAACAAGGGCACUGAGUGGAAGUACGGCAAGUGUGUUCCUAAGUGUGAGCACCCUCAAUUCUACGACAACCACGCUGGAAAGUGUGUUUGCCCCAAGGGAACUGAGCUCAAGUACGGCAAGUGUGCUCCCGUUUGCGCCAAGGGCCAGACCUACAACCAGUGGUCUCACAAGUGCGAAUGCAACAAGGGUACUGAGUGGAAGUACGGAAAGUGUGUGCCCAAGUGCGAUCACCCUCAGUACUAUGACAACCACGCCGGCAAGUGUGUUUGCCCCAAGGGAACUGAGCUCAAGUACGGCAAGUGUGCUCCUGUCUGCCCUGAGGGCAAGUACUUCGACAAGGACUCUCACAAGUGCGUUUGCAACAAGGGCACCUCUGAGGUCUAUGGCAAGUGUGUGAAGGACUGCCCCAAGGGACAGUACUACGACCGCUGGAGCAAGACUUGCAAGUGCCCUAAGGACUUGAACUGGAACGGCCACCAGUGCGCCUAUGACUGCGGCCACGAGGCUGAGUACAAGUACGGCGCCUGUGUCUGCAAGAAGGAGAACCAGGUCUUUGACAAGCACUCCAAGAAGUGUUCUUGCAAGCAGGGCUGGUACUACGACCAGCACAAGGGUGCCUGCAAGAAGGGCGGAUACUAAGAGGUUCGCAUGAUUCGAGUUGGAAGCGGAUGAUUGAGGUUGAGGGGGUUUAACAGCUGGGGACAGUCUAUGGUAAAAUUACGGAACUGGCUGGCUUGGACAUAAGCAGACUUUUUUUUUGCUACGAUGGAACAUACUUUCUUCUACACUCCUUAUAUAUUUCUACUUCUCUAGUUGAUAAUUCUUAAAUCAAGGACAUUCGCGGACU
This is a messenger RNA of Fusarium graminearum PH-1, 1838 nucleotides long. RefSeq lists its product as uncharacterized. The transcript has a single exon. The record is from RefSeq and is a predicted model, not a curated record. Lineage: Eukaryota; Fungi; Ascomycota; Sordariomycetes; Hypocreales; Nectriaceae. Bases 125 to 1630 code for a protein of 501 amino acids.